AUGUCCGCCGCUGGUCAUUUCAAAGAAACAUUAUCGCCACUGAUAGUUGUGUUUUCCGCCAGUGUCAUGACCGUGUUCUACACGCUGCCGACGAUCCUCUUCAUUGCCUUUGUGUACUUUGGCGAUGUUUCAAAGAUUUGCUUGAUGAUUGCCAUUUUGGCAGUCUUUGCUUGCAAAAUGGCGGCGGAGCUGUUUGCUUCCAGCCCAAUCGCCUUGCAUUUGAAGUGGACCAUCGCCCCGCUUCUGUUCUUUGCGAUUUCUUUGUGCCACGUGUGGCGAUUCCUGUGCUGUGCGGCCAUCCUGUUCCUGAUGAAGCUGGGCUUAGCGAAGCUCAGUGAAAACUUCAAGUCUCCACGACCGCCGCCGGGUGACUCAUUGAGAGUUCUUUGUCUCGGGGAUAGCUUUUAUCCAUAUAUGGACGGCGUGCAGACCUUCACUACGAACACAAUCCAACAGUUGAAGGCCAUGGGACAUGAGGUUCACGUUUUUACUUCCGUGGCUGGCCCGGACAAGCUGUUCGGUGUUGAUGUGACACGCGGAGCUGGCAUGGGUGGGAAUUAUCCCGGUCAUUCGCUCACGCUUCCGAGUCCAGCGCUGUUUCGAGCUUUGACUUUCCGCCCGCACUUGGUCCACCUGUUUGACACGUGCCCAAUAGCUUUGCUUACAAGUUUUGUGUUGUGGUUGUUGGACAUUCCGUAUGUCUGGUCCCAUCACACACGGAUUGACCACUAUGUGCAAUUCUGUCCUCAACCAGCGCCCUUGAUCGGGAUAUCCGUGCUCCGGGCCUUCGGCACACUCAUGUGCAACUUGUGCAGCACUCACAUGAUGGUCGAUGACGCGAUGAGGAAUGAGACGCCUUGGUUACAGAGCGUGGACGACAAUUGCAAAUUUUUCUGGAAGUCAGGUUGCGACGUCAACAACUUCACACCAGAAGCAAGGUCAGAAGCGACGCGGCAGAUGAUCAGUGGUGGACGACCUGACUUGCCAGUAGUGGCUUUUGUUGGGCGCAUGGCAUAUGAGAAGAACAUCAAGUUGCUUCCGGAUUUGAUUAAGAAGUUCUCAGAUGCAGGCUUGGAAAACAAAUGUCGGUGGGUCAUUGUUGGCAGUGGUCCAGCAGACAGCGACAUUAAGAGUCAGUUGGAAGGCUUCGACAACGUGGUUUUCACAGGUCGUUUGGGCAAGGAAGAACUUGCCAAAGUCUAUGCCUCUUCUGACAUACUCUUCAACCCAACGGUCACAGGAGGUUGUGAUCUGGUUCUCUUAGAGGCGCAAGCUGCAGGCCUUGCAGUAGUGGCGCCUCGAUUACCAGUGAUCUCCAUAGUGGUGGGUGAUGGAGUGCGCGGUAAGCUUUACGAGCCUUUGAACAUGGAAGACGCAAAGAGGGCUGUGUUGGAGUGUAUCUCCGAUCUUGAAAGAUUGAAAGCACCCACGCGAGCACAUGCAGAGGCAGAGUUCGCGUGGGAUCGCGUCGUGGCAGAUGCGGUGAAGAUGUACCGCAAAGCUCUGACUGCACCGACACGGUAUUGA
Symbiodinium pilosum is the source of this 1527-nucleotide messenger RNA. The record is from the annotation of a GenBank genome assembly. NCBI's taxonomy places the organism in Eukaryota, Dinophyceae, Suessiales, Symbiodiniaceae.